CUUGGUCGUUAUGCCGAGUCAAGUCUUCAUAUAGUGUUAGAAAAUUGCUCUUCAAAAAAGGUGUCGUUUGUGAUUCAAAGAGGUCGCAAUUCGCAGAGACAACCAUAAGUGAUUACCGGUAACAAAAUUUGAUAAUUGAUUUUUGAAUUUCGAUUCGAACAAGAGAAGAGAUUACAAUGGAAUCAUCGUCAUCUUCUUCAAUCAUAACUCCAGAAGACGUUCUGGAAUCACUCAUGAAUGAUGGUACUAUUGACGCUCUUAGAUUGAAGAUAAUUAAUCAGCUUAAAGCUAAUGAAGAGCUCAAGAAUACCACCAUUAGAAUGGCUGAACAAAGUAAGGUCUUAAAUACACCUGGAGCUGAGAAGCAGACCAAAAGAGAGUUAUUUGAUGCACUUCGACAGGAACUUGAAACUCCAGUACUUGAGAAGGCCUCUAGAUCAGUGUGGGAGUUGAUCCUAGACAGCAAUGGACUGGGGAAAGAAAUAAGUGAAACAGUUGAAAGAGUGUUUUGUAGGUUGAGUGGCCAGGAACCUCCAUUGUUUCCACCGGAAAAUGCUGAAGCCCAGUCAAAUAAAGAAACUGAGAACAAGGGAGGAGAUGGAAAAGAAGAGGAAGGUGAAAGUCAGAAGGAGAAAUCAAACUCAAAUUUAAAGAAAAGGAGUUAUAGCGAGAUGAAAACGGAAGGAGCAGGAAAUGAAGUUGCAAACCAGAUAGCAAAUGAAGUUGUGGGAAAACCCGUUGAACCUCUACCUAAACAAGAAAGCUCUUGUAAAUCCCCUCCACCAACUUCCUAGAGUUGAGCCUGUGAGUUAAACUAGCUAUAUAUGUGUAGCACAAGCAACUUUGAAGCCGGUGAUCCUUCACUAUUUUUGUUUGUCAUGAGAUUUUCUUGUCUUUCUAGGAAUUGUUAGGAGUUCUUACAACUGAAUGUAGUCACUGAUGUUUGAAGUUAUUUUAAGUGCUGGAUCUUUCUGUUUACACAUUCACAUGUAUGUUCAUACGUUAAUUUAUUUUUUGUAGUUUUGUAUUGCUUGAAUAAUCUGUAGGUAAAGUCCUUUAGCUAUAUGAUGUAGUAAUAGAGUUUGAUCCACUGCUGUGGAGUCUGACCUAGGAAAUCUUAAAUAAAGUUUCAUUGUAAAAGUGAAUAUGCAUAGAUGUUUAUACAUGUGUUGAGUUCAAGUAA
Messenger RNA from Jatropha curcas, 1183 nucleotides. RefSeq names its product antigenic heat-stable protein. The record is from RefSeq and is a predicted model, not a curated record. Lineage: Eukaryota; Viridiplantae; Streptophyta; Magnoliopsida; Malpighiales; Euphorbiaceae.